Molecule: messenger RNA, 2766 nt
Organism: Pipistrellus nathusii (Nathusius's pipistrelle)
Lineage: Eukaryota; Metazoa; Chordata; Mammalia; Chiroptera; Vespertilionidae
Source: the annotation of a GenBank genome assembly
AUGACGGCUGAAGAAACAGUGAAUGUAAAAGAAGUCGAAAUCAUUAAGCUAAUGUUAGACUUUUUGAACUCAAAGAAGCUGCACAUUAGUAUGUUGGCUCUUGAGAAGGAAAGUGGAGUCAUAAAUGGGCUGUUUUCAGAUGACAUGCUUUUCCUGAGGCAGCUAAUCCUUGACGGUCAAUGGGAUGAAGUUCUUCAGUUCAUUCAGCCUCUGGAAUGUAUGGAAAAAUUUGACAAAAAAAGGUUCCGUUACAUUAUCCUGAAGCAGAAGUUUUUAGAAGCUUUGUGUGUUAACAAUGCAAUGUCAGCAGAAGAUGAGCCCCAGCAUCUGGAAUUUACCAUGCAGGAAGCCGUGCAAUGUUUACAUGCCCUGGAGGAGUACUGCCCCUCCAAAGAUGACUAUAGCAAGCUCUGUUUGCUCUUGACUUUGCCUCGCCUGACCAAUCACGCGGAAUUUAAGGACUGGAAUCCCAGCACUGCACGAGUUCACUGUUUCGAAGAGGCUUGUGUCAUGGUUGCAGAAUUCAUUCCUGCUGAUAGGAAGCUGAGUGAGGCAGGUUUCAAAGCAAGUAAUAAUCGUUUAUUUCAGCUUGUCAUGAAGGGCCUGCUGUACGAGUGCUGCGUGGAAUUUUGUCAGAGUAAAGCAACCGGAGAAGAAAUCACAGAAAGUGAAGUCCUUCUCGGCAUCGACCUCUUAUGUGGCAAUGGCUGUGACGAUUUGGAUCUGAGCCUGUUGUCAUGGCUUCAGAACCUCCCCUCUUCGGUCUUCUCCUGUGCUUUUGAACAGAAAAUGCUUAAUAUUCAUGUCGAUAAACUCCUGAAACCCACAAAAGCUGCAUACGCUGAUCUUUUGACUCCUCUUAUCAGCAAACUUUCUCCCUACCCGUCAUCUCCGAUGAGACGGCCUCAAUCAGCUGAUGCCUAUAUGACCCGCUCUCUGAAUCCUGCCUUGGAUGGCCUCACUUGUGGACUGACCAGUCACGAUAAGAGGAUCUCGGACAUUGGGAACAAAACUUCUCCAAUGUCACACUCCUUCGCUAACUUCCAUUAUCCGGGGGUACAGAACCUCAGCAGAAGUCUCAUGCUUGAGAAUACAGAAUGUCACAGUAUUUAUGAGGAAUCCCCUGAACGAAGUGAUACACCUGUUGAGGCACAGCGACCUAUCAACAGUGAAAUCCUGGGCCAGAGUUCAGUUUCAGAAAAAGAGCCUGCGAAUGGAGCACAGAAUCCAGGACCAGAGAGGCAAGAAAAAAAUGAGCUUCGAGACUCAACAGAACAAUUUCAAGAAUAUUACAGGCAAAGGUUACGCUAUCAACAGCAUUUAGAACAGAAGGAGCAACAGCGACAGAUAUACCAGCAGAUGCUGCUUGAAGGAGGUGUCAAUCAGGAGGAUGGGCCAGACCAGCAGCAGAACCUCACGGAGCAAUUCCUUAAUAGGUCCAUUCAAAAGCUUGGUGAAUUAAAUAUUGGAAUGGAUAGCCUUGGUAGUGAGGUAUCCACACUCAACCAGCAAUGUAAUGGGAGCAAAGGCAGUGGAUCUAAUAAUUCUUCUAUCAUUAGUUUUUCCACACCACCCCAGGAUUCUAGCCAGAGAUUAACACAUGAUGCUUCCAAUAUUUACACAAGCACUCCUCGUAAUCCGGGAUCCACAAAUCACAUACCUUUUCCUGAGGAACCCUCUUCUUGUGGAAACCAAGUCUCAUCAGAACAUUUGGUCAUUAAGCCUCCUCCUGGAGAUUCUUCAGGGAAUCUGUCAAGAUCAAGAGGGGAAGAGGAUGACAAAUCAAAAAAGCAGUUUGUUUGCAUUAAUACCCUGGAGGACACACAGGCUGUUAGAGCAGUGGCUUUCCAUCCAGGUGGUGGUCUGUAUGCUGUAGGUUCAAAUUCAAAAACUCUGAGAGUGUGCGCCUACCCGGAGGCCAUUGACCCAAGUGCACAUGACAUCCCUAAGCAGCCAGUGGUACGUUUUAAAAGGAAUAAACAUCAUAAAGGAUCCAUUUACUGUGUGGCCUGGAGUCCUUGUGGACAGUUAUUAGCAACAGGAUCAAACGACAAAUACGUCAAAGUGUUGCCCUUCAAUGCAGAGACUUGUAAUGCAACAGGACCAGAUCUGGAAUUUAGUAUGCAUGAUGGGACGAUAAGAGACUUGGCAUUUAUGGAAGGCCCGGAAAGUGGCGGAGCUAUUUUGAUAAGUGCUGGAGCAGGGGAUUGUAACAUCUACACAACCGAUUGUCAAAGAGGACAGGGCCUGCAUGCUCUGAGUGGACAUACCGGACAUAUUUUAGCACUUUAUACUUGGAGUGGCUGGAUGAUUGCAUCUGGUUCCCAAGAUAAGACUGUUAGAUUCUGGGAUCUUCGAGUACCAAGCUGUGUUCGUGUUGUUGGUACAACAUUACAUGGAACUGGCAGUGCAGUGGCUUCCGUGGCUGUAGAUCCCAGCGGCCGUCUCUUAGCCACAGGCCAGGAAGACUCUAGCUGCAUGCUGUACGACAUCAGAGGAGGAAGGAUGGUGCAGAGUUAUCACCCUCACUCCAGCGACGUGCGCUCUGUCCGAUUCUCUCCCGGAGCUCACUACUUGCUAACGGGAUCCUACGAUAUGAAGAUCAAGGUGACAGACCUACAAGGAGACCUCACGAAACAGCUUCCCAUCAUGGUGGUGGGGGAGCACAAGGAUAAAGUGAUUCAGUGCAGGUGGCAUACCCAGGACCUGUCCUUCCUGUCGUCGUCUGCAGACAGAACUGUCACGCUCUGGACUUACCGCGGAUAG